AUGCCGCUAAAUUUGAGGCCUGACCUGACCAAAACUUUCCUCGUCUCUGCUGUAGAAUACCAGUAUUUCAAGGACAGACCCGCUCCGACAGCGCCUGAUGGCUUGUACGACUCGCAGGCUGCCGCGCAGAACGAGAAGAAUGGAAAGGACGACCAUCACUCGGUUCUCUACAACGUUGUCAAUUCCGUCCAGCAGGGCGUGAAGCGCGGACCAGUAAUCCCAGACACCGUGAAGGCGGCGCAAGGUAUUCUGGAUGUUGUGAAUAAUCCCGACGCGAUAGACGACCGGAAAGGAAUCUUCACUACCGCUUUGGCGGCUAUCACGAGGCUUCCCCCAGGAGCGUUACAAGACCAGCUCAACGAUGAGGCUAUAGCUUUGUUGUAUGAUACGGUACCUCACCCGCCAGCGACGUACCUCGGCCCUAAGCAUUCGCUUCCGAUUACCUCACUGCCAGAUCCCGGUUUGGUUUUCGAUACGCUACUCUGUGCGCGUGAUUGGCAGCAACAUCCUGGAAAGAACUCCUCGUUGACCUUUGCCUUCGCGUCAAUCGUCACCCAUUCGCUCUUCAGGACAGAUCCUCACGAUUGCACACGCAACAAUACGUCGUCGUACCUUGAUCUCUCGCCUUUGUAUGGGUACAACCAGGCUACUCAGGACCAGGUGCGAGAUAAGACGAAGGGACGUGGGCUCCUCUACCCCGACACGUUCAGUGAGGAACGGCUGAUCUUUACGCCAUCAGCGGCGUCUGCGCUGCUUGUCAUAUUCAGCCGAAACCACAAUUAUAUUGCGGAAAUACUACUGAAAAUCAACGAACGGGGGCGAUGGAGCGACCCACCGCCUGCGGACCCCAAACAGCGUGCCCAGCAAGAUGAGGAGAUCUUCCAGACGGCGCGACAUGUCAAUUGUGGGCAUUUCAUCUCUGCCAUCUUUGGCGACUACGUCGCAGGUUUUCUCGGACUCCCACGUGAAGGGAACUCGUGGAGCAUGAAUCCGUUCGACCCCAUUACGACAAAGAAAGGGGAGAAAGUUCCCCGAGGCGAGGGAAACCAAGUCUCCGUGGAGUUCAACCUCCUCUACCGUUGGCACGCGACGAUUGCGAAGGAAGAUAUCAAAUGGACGGAGGACCAGUUCAGCACCCUUUUCAGUGUGACAGGAAAAUCACCCGACCAGGUCACCCUCGGGGAUUUCAGGGUCGCUGCACGUAGUGCAUUUGGACAGAUCGAUCCGGAACCGAGAACGCGGGUGUUUGGAGGCAUUGAGCGUCAGGCAGACGGCAAGUUUAAAGACGACGACCUCGCCCGGAUCCUUCAGGACGCAACUGACAAAGCAGCUGGGGCAUAUCGCGCUCGGGGGACCCCAGCCGCACUUCGUACGAUCGAGAUCAUGGGCAUGGAACAGGCGCGUGAGUGGGGAUGCUGCACCAUGAAUGAGUUCCGCGAGUUCCUCGGGCUGGCUCGGUUCAAGUCUUUCUCGGAGUGGUCUAGCAAUCCUGAUGUUGCACGCACGGCAGAGCACCUGUAUGGGCACAUUGAUAACCUCGAGCUUUAUCCUGACUGUAUGGAUUUAGGACCCGGGAGUGGGAUUUGUUGUGGAUACACGAUGACGAGGGCGAUCCUGGCUGAUGCGAUAGCGUUGGUGCGUGGUGAUCGGUUUUAUACUACAGAUUAUACUCCUGCGAACCUCACCACAUGGGGUAUCCAAGAUUGCGCUCGCAACACGGACAAUGGCGCUUUUGGUGCGGCCCUACCCAAGCUCCUCUUCCGCCAUCUUCCCCGGCACUAUCCCGGUAACAGUGCCUACGGUCUCUUCCCCUUCUUCACCCCUGCGGCUGUGAAAGAGAACCUCAAGAAUCUCGGGUUUGAUUUAUCGAAUUAUAACUUUGAGAGGCCAAAGCCGAAGCCGAUACCCAUUGUGAUCAAGACGAUCUCGGCUAUCCGUCAUGUUUUCAAUGAUUUUGAGAUCUAUAAACAGACGUAUACGGCUGAUAUGGAGUUGCUGACGCAGGGUCAUGGGUACGUGCUUGUUCUUGGUGGAUGUCGUCGUUUUGUGACUCUCAAAGCUCUUUUCCCUGACCAACAAGCGAAGACAAAAUAUGUCGACUGGUAUCGGGCCAAGACGAUUAAGCUUCUCAAGAAGAAAUCCUUCAAAUACACUGGUCUGCCAGGAAACCGCGUUGACAUUGUCAGGGAUGUCAUCAAUCUCGUUAGCGCACAUUGGGUCUCUGAAAACUUGAUUGGCUUCCAAUUGAAAACGAAGGAAACCCCAUCGGGAGUACUCACCGAACAGGAGUUUUAUCAGAUGUUGGCGCUUCUCUUCACCUGUGUCUUCAUCAACAUCGACUCGGAGCACUGGUGGGCGCUCCGCUCUGGUGCGUUGAAGGUUAGUGAGGUCAUGACGGGGUUGAUCGAACAGGGCAUUGCCAAUGCUUCUGCUCAAAAUGCAACUGUAAGUACCCUCUUUCUGGGGUUCUCAAAGUUCUCACUUUUCCUUACGAACCUAGCAGCAUCUGGGAGACCGACGCGCGACCUUGCGGCUAUCGUCACUGGCUUAUCAGUCGGCAGUUCCGUCAACUACUCCCAAGCCGUCGCACACAUCGUCGACUUUUACUUGGACGACAGCCGUGAAGAAGAGCGAGCCGCGCUCAUCGAGGUGUGCAAGCGCGAUGAUGCGAAGAGCGCCGAGUUGCUCAAGGGCUACGUCCGCGAGGCCAUGCGGCUCAACCCGCAGUUUGGGGGACUCUUCAGGUAUGCGGUGAAGGAUGAUGUGAUUCCGCAGGGACAUGGGCUCUCGGAUGUUAAUGUGCGGCCGGGUGAUAUCGUUUUUGCGAGCUUUAAGAGUGCGCAUCGGAAUGUGGAUGACUUCCCAGAUCCGCUGAAGGUGGAUCCUACUCGUCCAUUGGACAACUACGAGUUGCAGGGAUGCGGGUUCCAUGGGUGUCCUGGGGUGGCGUUCGUGCAAGAGGCAGUGCCGGCUAUGAUGAAGGUUAUUUUCACCCUCCCUGGUAUCCGACGUGCGUCUAGUGGACAGCUUGCUGGGUUUACUUUGAAUCAGUUUGAGACUGAUAAUAAGAUGUAUAUCUCAUCGACUGGGCAGUGGGGUCCUUGGCCGGGUUCGUUAGAGAUCAUAUAUGAUGAUGCUUGA
This is a messenger RNA of Desarmillaria tabescens, 3141 nucleotides long. Its product is annotated as heme peroxidase. Gene Ontology annotation, biological process: response to oxidative stress. The transcript has 20 exons. The record is from RefSeq and is a predicted model, not a curated record. Bases 1 to 3141 code for a protein of 1046 amino acids. Lineage: Eukaryota; Fungi; Basidiomycota; Agaricomycetes; Agaricales; Physalacriaceae. Gene Ontology annotation, molecular function: iron ion binding; heme binding; monooxygenase activity.